AUGCAGUCAAACGACGACGCAAUGGUCUCGCCGACCCCAUCCCCACCGGCGGGAUCCUCGACACCGACGCAGGGCUCUGCCCCGCGCCGACCUCCCCGUAAAAGCACCCUCACCCAGCAGCAGCGCAACCAGAAGAGACAGAGGGCUACCCAAGACCAACUGGUGACCCUUGAAGUGGAGUUCAACAAGAACCCCACACCCACUGCUGCUACUCGCGAAAGAAUAGCCUCGGAAAUCAACAUGACCGAGCGCUCAGUCCAGAUCUGGUUCCAGAACAGACGUGCCAAGAUCAAGAACAUUGCCAAGAAGAGCAUCGAGAACGGUGACGACUGCAAUGACAUCCCAGAGUCAAUGCGACGAUACCUCGCCCUACAGGCCAUGGAGUCUGGCAAGUCAAUUGGUACUAGCUUCCUAGGCCGAGCAGGUGGUAUGCCAUACGGAAGUGGCAUGCUUCUCAACACAGACGCCAACAACUCCAAGGUUGUCAUUCACCACUUUGCCUGCCGCUCCCUCAGCAUCGGUAGCUGGAGAAGAGUCGGACAAAGCGCCAUGGACCUUGUAGUCUUCUACUCGCCUGAGAAGUGCUGCAUCACGUACUACAUCAACAACGACUCUGCGGGCUACAAGAUUGAGUACCCAUUCUCAUACAUCAAGAACAUCUCACUGGAGAACGGUGACAUGACCGCGAAUGCCGAGGGUGCUUCGCAACGCCCAGGAGGGCUGAUUGUUGAGCUCAACCGACCACCGAACUUUUUCAUGGACUCAUCAGGUUCGGGUGGAUUCUUCCAGUGCGGCGACUUUACAGAGGACCAGCAAGCGUCAAACAUCAUGUUGCACCACUUGGGUGGCCACCCGAAGGUGCUGAGCGGACAGUUGGCGAAACUUGUCUCACUGGAGUCGUUUCAGAACCGACACAACAUGUACGACCCAAACACAUUUGCCGUCUCGGCACCGGUCUCGCCCAUCAACCACCGGCCCGCUUCCCAACCAAACCAUCUUCAACACCCUCACCACAUGGGUAUGUUUCAGGAGACACAUCUUGCGCCUGCUCCCUUUCAACCGCGUGGUCACAAGCGCCAGCGAAGUCGCUCGGUUCCUGUUGCGAUGGACUUUUCGAUGCUUCGCAACCCGAUGCCAUCAUUCCUUAUCCAACAAGAGCCGUCGCCGUACGUGCCUAACCCAGAGAUCUUUGCACCACAACCGCAAAGUGCAGGUCCCAUUGGUCCUCACCUGAGUAUCGACACUUCAGCAGGCUACGGCAUGGACUACCGACAGUACCCCAUGUCGGCCACAACGACCAACUCACCAUCCGAGUACGGCACUCCUUCAUUUUUCACGUCAGGUCCAUCAAAUGACAACAUUCCUGCAUCCAACUACGGCCAGUACAACAUCCCACCUUAUGUACAUACACCAAUGGGCCCGCCACCACAUUCGGCGUCUCACCACUCACCCAUGCCGGCAAUGAGCCACCCCGACCCCAUCAUCGCUAACCAAUCACCACCACUGGGCUCUUUCGGUCGUGACAACCACAACGAUGUGUACCAAAUGUCGCAUGACAACGGCAUGUCGGACGAGGCCCUGCAGAUGACCGACAUGUACGCCAAGCAAAAUCUCAACAUGCCCUUCCGGUCGCCGUUACUGGAGGACAAUGGGGAUGACCUUGACAUGUCGAAUCUGGUGUCGUUUGGCACGCUAGACCCAUCCAGCCUGUCACCGGAGCAUCACCAGAUGCAAUGA
Alternaria alternata is the source of this 1737-nucleotide messenger RNA. RefSeq names its product homeo protein. The transcript has 2 exons. Gene Ontology annotation, biological process: regulation of transcription by RNA polymerase II; cell differentiation. NCBI's taxonomy places the organism in Eukaryota, Fungi, Ascomycota, Dothideomycetes, Pleosporales, Pleosporaceae. The record is from RefSeq and is a predicted model, not a curated record. Gene Ontology annotation, molecular function: DNA-binding transcription factor activity, RNA polymerase II-specific; RNA polymerase II cis-regulatory region sequence-specific DNA binding. The coding region runs from base 1 to 1737 and encodes 578 amino acids.